Messenger RNA from Penicillium coprophilum, 2064 nucleotides. Its product is annotated as MYB DNA-binding domain protein. Bases 1 to 2064 code for a protein of 687 amino acids. NCBI's taxonomy places the organism in Eukaryota, Fungi, Ascomycota, Eurotiomycetes, Eurotiales, Aspergillaceae. Gene Ontology annotation, molecular function: DNA-binding transcription factor activity; transcription cis-regulatory region binding. Gene Ontology annotation, cellular component: nucleus. The transcript is spliced from 2 exons. The record is from RefSeq and is a predicted model, not a curated record. Gene Ontology annotation, biological process: regulation of DNA-templated transcription.
AUGGGAAAUACAUCGUCUCAGCCUGAACCAUACCCCGAAAUUCCUGAGGAUUUUGGAGAUACCGUUCCUGAAACUCCGAAUUCUUCCAUGGUGGAUGCGACGAAGAAAAAGAAGAACAAACAUUUCCCCUUGAAAUCCAAGCCUUUAUCGCCGGCAAUGGCGGAAACCAAUGGUUCAAACCGCACCCCAGAAUUAGACUCCAAUAUGUCGAAUACUUCAAAGCGAAAGCGCGAGUCUGAACCUGAGCGCAAGCAAAAGUCCAAGAAGCAUCGCAAAUCAGACAACUCCGUUGCCAUGUCAGCUUCACCAGUGAACCACUCACCCCCCUCUGCAAUUGCUGUCCAAAAUCCCCCAACCCCCAGCCAACCCAUUCCAUCAAACCCCAAGGCGAAGAAGGUUCGCAAGCAGAAUGGCGAAGAACCGAAGUCAGUGGCUGCGUCCAAUUCUCAACCUACUCCUGACUUGACGGCUGCAGAAGAAGAGCCCGCUAAUAAGCAGCUGGCUGUCACCAAGCAAACUCCAGCCUCUGGCUCACCCAACCUCGAGGGUAGCACCACGUCAGGAGACAGGGCCAAGGGAGUUAGAGGCUCGCGCACCAGGCAGAAGGACAACUUAAGGAUCGGCUUCUAUACGCCCGAUGAAGUGCGAAAAAUUGAAGCGUACAAACUCAAUUUUUGCACCGUGCAUGGCAUUCCUAGUGCCAAAUUCGACGAGAUGGUUCAGCAUUCUGAGCGUGGCGCAAACGGUGAAUUUCCUGUCUCUACGGACAUCAUCUCAAAAGGGGACUUCUGGGACGAGAUCUACGCUCUCGUUCCAGACCGAGAUCGACGAUCUGUGUACCGAUUCAUGCGCCGACACUUCCAAGCUUCGGCUCAAAAAGCACACGAUUGGUCCAAGGAACAAGACGAUGAGCUUAUCGAGCUCCACGCUAAGCACGGUCCAAAGUGGACUUACAUUGGUAAGCUCAUUGGGCGCAGUGAUGACGAUGUCACUCAGCGCUGGAAGAACAAGCUUGAGCACCAGGGCACCAUGAACCAAGGCGCCUGGUCAGAGGAGGAAACCAGGAUUUUCCUGAACGCCAUCGAAUCAACGUGGAACACCAUGAAGCCAAUGCUUGCCGAUAAGGCAGGCAAAGACAUGUACGAGCUGGAUGAACGCCUCAUUGUAUGGGGUAACAUCAGCAAGGAGAUGGGACACAUGCGGUCUCGACAACAAUGCGCAGACAAGUGGCGCAAGAUCGUGAGACAGGUCAUGAUCAUGCGGGCCAAUGGCCAGCCAGGCGCAGUGUUUGAUCCGAAAAUCGCCGCUAAGAAAAGUGCUCACUGGAACAUGAGACUGGAGGCGCAAAGAAAAAGCUCUCAAUUCGUGAAUGAGGAUUCUGAUGAUGAUGAAGCUACAAGAACUACCACCGCAAAGCUAAAUCCCAAGGGUGACGCAGCGGCAUCGCCCAUUGCUAAUGACAAUGUCGAGUCCGGACAGCGAGGACAGUCUGAGGAGGGUGAGCCCGACUUGCCUGAGCCUCCUAAAAAAGUUAAGAAGUCCAAGCGCAAGCUUAACGAGGACCCAUCCCCACCCGUCAAGGAACCCCUUUCGUCUUCCGCCGCUCCUACAAAAAGCAAGGAGGAGCGAAAGCGCGAGAAGAAAGAGCGGCGAGAGAAGGAAAAACAAGAGCAGGUUGAGCAAGAAGCCCAUGAGGACAAGGCCGCACGCAAGGAGCGCAAGCGGAAGAAGAAGGAAGAGAAGAAGCGAAAGAGACUAGAGGAAGAGGAACGUAUCGCUGCCGACGAGGCCAACACGGCACCUAGCAGCGAUGCGGAGGCCCCCGAGCCUCCCAAAAAAAAUAAAAAGUCCAAGAAGCAGAAGCAAGCUUUUGUUGACAGCCCUGCCCCCUUGGAUGAACCCUAUCGCUCUGUUGUUCCAGAAUCCCCAUCGCCCGAAUCACCUGCUUCUCACAGAUCUGCCACUGAGCACGAAGCUGUCAUCGAUGAAACUGACUCAGACGGCGGAGAUGACAACAGCAGUGAAGUCAACGUCAAGUACGAGACCGACUCGGAUGAAUUGUGA